AUGACCACAGUAGAUGCCCACACGUGGAGACCCCGACUGCAGCUGCAAGUAUGGGACAGCGACGUCGUCGUCUCGGCCACUCAUCACCCGGCGCUGUUUGGGCCAGGCGGAAAACCACUCCAGCCACCUUGGUCGCAUCUUCGGCCGUUCUUCUUCACCUUUCCACUUGACUCCGCUUCAUCUGCGAGCUGCUUUAAGGUGUACGAAGAGUCGCACCCCGACAUCAAGGCGCCAUUCUGCCUUCCCAUCUCAUCCGCUGGCCUAUGCAGUCGGCUGGCGCCCGAUAGUUCUUUCUCUCCUUCGAAUCCCGCCCUGUGGACGGUGAUGGUGCCCUUUCGCAGCUGGGGACUCAACGGCUCGCAGUGGGAGCGCUACAGCGAGCGCGUAGCCCAACGGCUGGAGCAUUACAUGACCCACCUGCGCGCCAUCGGCGCCACAGGCCUGCUGCUAUACGCUGACCACUUCAGCAGCCAGGCACUAUCGCGCUAUCCUGGGGUGCAGCGGAUGCUGCUGGAUGGCACGUUGAUGUUUGUGGAAUGGGAAUUCCACGAAAGGCUGCAGUACAAUUCGGAUCAGGCCCUGAUAUAUAGCCAUGCCUUGCUAGGGCUGUCAUCCUGCGGCUCCAACCUUUGGUUGCAACCUGUGGACGUGGACGAGCUGCUUUAUUCCCCGGACGGCAAGCCUUGGCCCGAGAUGUUUGACUGCUUGACAAAACCUUAUGCCAGCAAUCCUCCCGGCGUCAUCCGGCUGACCCGAAUUAAUAUAAUCGCGUCCACUGUUGGAGCGCAGAAUGAAUCAGCAAUAUGGUACUCGGCUCCGGAUGCAGAUGGGAGGCAUCCGCUCCUGCUUUAUGACAAGGUUUCUAAGCUGCCGUUUGCAGUUAAUAUUGGCAAGUACAUCGCCUGUCCGGCUCGCCGCAUCGUUGCAGUGUGGAUGCACACCGCCCUGCCCCUCCAUGGUACUUUCCGUGAAGGCGAACACACAAAGUCAAGGAAGCACCCGGACAGAGGGCUUGCGCUGGAGCUGCUGCUGAUCAUUUGCCCGCAGAUUCUUAUCUGCACAUCGGCCCUGCCGUUAUGGCCGACGUUAGCGGUCUUGGUGUUGGCUGCCUCAAUCUGUUAUCUGCGGGACUCCAAGCAUCCUCGCCACGCAGCAUGCCAGGACCUGCCGGGCGUGGACGACAUCGCAGGCCGCAGGAAAAGCUUUAUAGGCAUCUUCCGCGGGGCCCUCAUGGCGGCCACCUGCCUCUGCAUCCUGGCUGUCGAUUUUCGCGCCUUUCCCCGCCGUUACGCCAAGACAGAGGUGUACGGGACAGGUUACAUGGACGUCGGCGUCGGCGGUGUCGUACUGACGGCGGGUUUAGUCAGCCCAGCGGGCCUGCCGGCGGACGACGGCGGCGACGAAGCUGGCGGCCGUGCCGGGAAGAGUGAAAAUGGUUCCCAGCCGCGAAGACGGAAGCACCAGCAGCAGCCGCUCGGCCGGCGGCUGCUGAGCGGGCUGAGGGGCGCCGCCGCCUGCUGGGUGCUGGGACUUGCCCGGCUGCUCACCACACGGGCGGUGGAAUACCAGGAGCAUGUGGGUGAGUACGGCGUGCACUGGAACUUCUUCGACACUAUAGCGGUGGUGGCGCUGUUGGGCCGCGCGGUGGCGCUGCCGCCCGAGCUGUUGGCUCCUGCGGCGAUCGUCGUCACGGCGGGGCACCAAGCUGUGCUGAGCCUAGGCGGCUUCGGUCCGUGGGUUCUGUCGGCCGAGCGCGGCACCGACCUGCUGAGCCUGAACAAGGAGGGCAUCGUGUCCUGUUUAGGCUUCUGGGCUCUGUACCUGUGGGGUGCGGCACUGGCGCACGCUUUCCACGUCUCCGUGCAGCCCGCUAUACGGCACUUGCGAAAACGACAUGAAGAGUCGCGGGACGAGAAGCACGGUGGUGCUACCGCAGCUUCAACGCUUGUGCGGUGGUCCUGCAAUGCGGCCUAUAUCAUGUGGAUCGUGGCGCAAUGCCUGGCGGGCAUGUUGCCACUGGCGUUGUGGCAAGCGCUGGCUACUGCAGCCGCCGCCUCCACCGCCUCGUCGGCUAGUGAAGACGGAAGCUGCCGUCCCGGUCCCGCGCCCGUCCCUUGCCCCGGCGAUGAUGAUGGUCUUGGUUCAAAGGGCGGCAACGUUGAACGCGGCAGCGGAGGCGCAGGCAACGUGGCAGCCACUGUGCCGCGAGGAACAGUGAAUUGCCAGUCAGCCGCGUCACGGGCCGCUUCCGCAUGUCAGCUAGGCGCUCGAGGGGAGCUGGGCAAGUGGGGACCCCGCGUGCUGCAGGCCAUCAACUCCAACCAGUUGGCCAUCUUCCUGGCCGCUAACCUGAUGACUGGGGCCGUGAACCUGAGCUGCGACACGUUGCAAGUAGGUGGAUAG
Molecule: messenger RNA, 2403 nt
Organism: Volvox carteri f. nagariensis
Lineage: Eukaryota; Viridiplantae; Chlorophyta; Chlorophyceae; Chlamydomonadales; Volvocaceae
Exons: 11
Coding region: 1-2403 (800 amino acids)
Biological process (GO): protein localization to plasma membrane; GPI anchor biosynthetic process
Cellular component (GO): membrane; endoplasmic reticulum
Molecular function (GO): glucosaminyl-phosphatidylinositol O-acyltransferase activity
Source: RefSeq, a predicted model, not a curated record